GCCCGGCAUCGUCGAGAGGAACAAUAUGAGAUCAUUGCCGCCGAAGCAGCAAAGCAAUAGUGAUGAAAAGGAGCAGCAGCAGCUGCUGUGGGAUGCCCACGCCCAUCUCUUGAACACCGCGCUCGCCCACAUCAACUCCAUGGCCCUCAAGUGCGCCGUCGACCUCAGAAUCGCAGACGUCAUCAACCAAGGCAAUACCAGAAAUCACCAUCACCCCAUGAUCCCUCUCUCUGCUCUCCUCUCCCAACUGUCCAUCCCGCCGGCCAAAACUGACCCCUUCCGCCGCCUCAUGUGCCUCCUCGUCCAGUCCGGCUUCUUCACGAGAUCAAAGCUCGACGAGGUAGAAGAAGCCUACGGCCUCACUCCCAUCUCUGCUUCCCUUCUUGUGCAGAGUCAAACAGAGAGUCUCACGCCUUUGCUACGCUUUAUGCUCGACCCUUUGCUAGUGAACCCAUGGCAAAGCCUAAGCCGGUGGUUGACCUCGCCGGACGACGUUUCCACCUCUUUCGAGGCGGAGCACGCGGCGACGCCGUUCGAGAUCGCGGCACGAAGCCCCGCGUUCAACGUUCUGCUGAACGAGGCGAUGGCCUGCGACACUCGCCUGGUCGCGCAGGUGCUCGUCGGGGACGAGCACGGCGGCCACAUCUUCAGCAGCCUAACGUCGUUGGUGGACGUGGGAGGGGGCACAGGCGGGAUGGCGGCGGCGGUGGCGGAGGCCUUCCCGCAGGUGAAGUGCAUCGUGCUUGAUCUCCCGCACGUGGUGGACUCAUUGCUGCAGCAGGAGAUGACGAUCUCGAGGAAGGUGGAGGUGGUCGCCGGAGACAUGUUCGAGUUUAUUCCUCAUGCCGACGCUGUCCUGCUCAAGUGGGUGCUGCAUGACUGGAGCGACGAGGACUGCGUGAGAAUACUACAAAGGUGCAAAGAGGCAAUUCCUUGUAAAAUGCGAGGUGGAAAAGUGAUAAUUAUUGAGAUGGUGAUGGAGCAAUCAGAAUAUGAUGAUAUUGAUCGUGAUCAAGGCAAGUCGUCGUCUUCUGAUUAUAAAAUGCAGCAGACAAAGCCUCUGUUCGAUUUAUAUAUUAUGGGGGCUACUCCAGGUAAGGAACGAUGUGAAGCAGAGUGGAGGAAUAUUUUCACAGCUGCAGGGUUUACGGACUACAAAAUGAUGACCACUUUGGGGUUGCGUUCUGUGAUGGAGGUUUAUUAUGAUUGAUAAUUAAUGAGAGGUUUAAUUUAUUAUGAUGGCAUGUCUACAUGUUCAGUUUGGUGAUAUUCCUGUAAUAGUAUAUAUAUUAAUAGAGUAAUGAUAUGUUCAAG
This is a messenger RNA of Zingiber officinale, 1314 nucleotides long. RefSeq names its product trans-resveratrol di-O-methyltransferase-like. Gene Ontology annotation, biological process: methylation. NCBI's taxonomy places the organism in Eukaryota, Viridiplantae, Streptophyta, Magnoliopsida, Zingiberales, Zingiberaceae. Bases 26 to 1210 code for a protein of 394 amino acids. The transcript has a single exon. Gene Ontology annotation, molecular function: S-adenosylmethionine-dependent methyltransferase activity; O-methyltransferase activity; protein dimerization activity. The record is from RefSeq and is a predicted model, not a curated record.